Molecule: messenger RNA, 1509 nt
Organism: Ostertagia ostertagi
Lineage: Eukaryota; Metazoa; Nematoda; Chromadorea; Rhabditida; Trichostrongylidae
Source: the annotation of a GenBank genome assembly
AUGGAUCGACUUACCGAGGCGAGAAAACGACGACAAUCAUACCCAACACGAGAGCAGCGGCGUGCUUCAAAGCGUGGUCGGUACGAGGAAGAUGAGGACUGGACAGAAACUGAUAAAGCUGUUUUGAGUUAUCCGUACAUAUCACAAGAAGAAGAACAGCAGAUUCUGCUGGCAUCGAACGAUUCCGCCUCAGCGUAUGCGCAAAAUCUUGCCAAGGUCUUGUUCGCGGACACACUUGACCUCUAUUUCAAAGAUCAAGAUCCGGCUAAGCGACUGUGGAUUCACGAAGCCGUCGACUACCGUUUCCCUUCUGGCGAUCGUAAUGCACAUCACUUAAAAUGGAAGAACUGUUCGACAGCCAUCAAUAAAAAUAUGCGGAUUCCGAACGGGGACCCGCGAACAAGCCGAAGCAGAAAGAAGUCGAAUGUACGUAUCUGCCACGUGAAUACGAGGAGGAAUGUUACAGAUGCGAAGAAGAAAGACUGGCUUCGAGAAUGUAUCGAUCGGAGGUUUUACAUUGCUGACAAAUUCAAACGUGAUCAGCGCUGGAAAGUUUGUGCAGCUGCUUGCAAUCGGAAUCGCACUAAAAUUAUUGGAAAAGAUGGACAAGUCGAUGAAUUUCCAUACUUUCCGAAGGAACUUGAAGAAGCAGCCUUCCGUGAUUCUAACGGACUACCCUAUGUCUAUGCUGAAGCUAUGGCUAAACUACUCUUUCCCGAUACUCCUCACCUAUUUUUCAAAGAAAGCCUAUGGUAUACCAGUCAAAGUACUCAGGUGCACGACUAUCUGGAGGAAAGACGCUCCAAGGUGUCUGUAAUAGAUCAAGGAUCAUGGCAAAGUGUUUGGACUGCACGAGGUGUGGAUCGGCGCAUUCGCUUCGUCGAUAGUGCACCAUGUACGACAGGCUGCCAAACUCGUCCUGGAAUCAAGCCGUUGGCAGUUACGUCCAGUGCGAAAAGUUCAUCAGAGAAAAAGGACUCGAAGAAGGAUAAGGAGAAUAAGAAGAAGGACGAAGAGACGCCUGUCAACAACUCACAUAAGGAAAAAGAUAAGGACUCACAGAAAGAGGAGCCAGCCGAAACAGAACGAAGGAGAGCAGUAGAAUCAGUGCUCGAGCCAAAGGCCAUAGAGUGGGUGCAUGGAAGAGUUAUUGGAUCCAAGGAAAGACUUAUAUCGGUUGAAGCGGAUGAAGAAAAAAAGAUGCGUCACUGGCAAGUUUCUGAGAGAGCUGAGCCAUUCGAUUCAUAUCCGUUCAUGACUGAAGACGAGGAAAUUGAAUGCUAUGAGGCUGCCAAGAGGAAGGACGUCGAGCAAUAUGCGCGAGCAAUGGGACGCAUACUCUUCAAGGAUAACAUUAAGGCGUUGUAUAAGGACCAAGAAAAGGAUCGCUGUGAUUGGUUCGAGAGCAUUCUGCACUUUCGUUUCCCGACGUGGGGUGUUUUUGAGACGAAGUCCAAAGUUCGUGCAGCAAUUAGAGCGAUCAACAAGAACGCAACAAUGACUCGCUAA